AUGAAGUCGUUUUGCCGGUUGGGCAAGGUUUGUGGAUGUAGCGUUUCAGUUGUUUUUUCGCACCGCGUUUUUGCACUCGGGCCUCGACGGGAUUACUCAACGUCCGAAGUCCCGUUGGGGAGCAGCCAGGUUCCCAAGGGGGACCCUCGUAAGGAGCAAAAAGGGGGAAAUAUGUCCGAAGUAUAUCUAUUUCACCCUGCACAGUACGAGUCUGCACCAGCAACUACGAGGCCAAAUGUUCUUCACUACCCCGCCGAGUCCACAAAUCCAGAAUUCAAGGCGAACACCGAGCGAAUGAAGGCACUUACCGCUGAACUUCGUAGACGUGUUCAGGUUAUUGUCGAUGGAGACUCUGAGGCAGAUAAGCGAGCGAGGGAUCGUCACAUCAGUCGCGGAAAACUUUUGGUCCAUCAGCGCAUUGAGAAGCUUGUCGAUCCAAUGUCGCCGUUUUUGGAACUGUCUCAACUCGCUGGUGGGGAUCUCUAUCCCGGAGAAGCUUGUCACCGCGGCGGUAUCCUAACAGGUAUUGGCGUUGUGCACGGCAUGCGGGUUAUGAUCGUUGCCAAUGAUGCUACUGUGAAAGGUGGGACGUAUUACCCGAUCACUGUCAAGAAACAUUUGCGAGCGCAGAGAAUUGCGGAAGAAAAUCGCCUUCCCUGCAUAUAUCUCGUUGACAGUGGUGGCGCCAAUUUGGGUAUGCAAGGUGAUGUGUUUCCGGAUGAACAACAUUUUGGCCGCAUAUUCUUUAACCAAGCAAAUAUGUCUGCCAAGGGUAUCGCCCAAAUAGCGACUGUUAUGGGAAGCUGUACGGCCGGCGGAGCAUAUGUGCCUGCCAUGUCCGAUGAAAGUAUCAUAGUUAAAGGUAACGGUACUAUUUUUCUUGGCGGUCCACCACUUGUCUUCGCAGCAACCGGUGAGGAGGUUACACCGGAAGAAUUGGGUGGUGCAGACGUUCACUGUCGGGCAAGUGGCGUGACUGAUUACUUCGCGACGGACGACCUCCACGCGCUAUACUUGACGAGGCGCAUUGUGGCGAACCUUAACCGGAACGACUGUGAGAGGCCGUGCCGCGGGAGAGAAUUCACUCCACCAUUAUAUGAUCCUAGUGAAAUAGGUGGGUUUAUACCUGAUAUGGGGGCUGAUGUAGUAAAGGGGUUCGAUGUGCGCGCAGUGAUAGCUCGUCUCGUGGAUGGAAGUGAGUUUGACGAGUUCAAAAAGCUAUAUGGUGAUACGUUGGUGUGUGGAUUUGCGCGCUUUGAGGGGAUGCUUGUGGGUAUUGUUGCUAAUAAUGGUAUUCUGUAUUCUGAAUCAGCGCUUAAAGGUGCCCAUUUCGUUGAACUUUGCUCACACAGGAAUAUUCCACUACUAUUUCUGCAGAACAUCACGGGAUUCAUGGUUGGCAAAACGUAUGAAGAGGGAGGCAUAGCCAAGAAUGGCGCAAAGCUUGUCACAGCAGUUUCAACGACUCACGUUCCGAAGAUUACGAUAAUCAUUGGCGGAAGCUACGGGGCUGGGAACUACGGUAUGUGCGGGCGCGCCUUUGGUCCACGAUUUCUCUUCAUGUGGCCCAAUGCACGAAUCAGUGUCAUGGGGGGAAACCAAGCGGCGACAGUACUUGCUCUAACGAAUUCUAAGUUAAGGGAAAACGAAGUACAAGACUUCAAGGCUAAAGUGAGAUCGAAGUACGAGUAUGAGGGUUCGUGUUACUACAGCACCGCCCGUCUGUGGGAUGAUGGUGUUAUCGCACCCGAGGACACUCGUGCGGUCGUAGUACAGGCGCUACUGUCAACGCUUUCAGCUCCUUGUGGAGAAACAAAGUUUGGGGUUUUUCGUAUGUGA
Molecule: messenger RNA, 1839 nt
Organism: Trypanosoma brucei brucei TREU927
Lineage: Eukaryota; Euglenozoa; Kinetoplastea; Trypanosomatida; Trypanosomatidae
Product: 3-methylcrotonoyl-CoA carboxylase subunit beta
Exons: 1
Coding region: 1-1839 (612 amino acids)
Biological process (GO): L-leucine catabolic process
Cellular component (GO): mitochondrion; methylcrotonoyl-CoA carboxylase complex
Molecular function (GO): methylcrotonoyl-CoA carboxylase activity
Source: RefSeq, a predicted model, not a curated record